Molecule: messenger RNA, 7803 nt
Organism: Orussus abietinus
Lineage: Eukaryota; Metazoa; Arthropoda; Insecta; Hymenoptera; Orussidae
Gene: Atpalpha
Product: sodium/potassium-transporting ATPase subunit alpha
Exons: 11
Coding region: 333-3458 (1041 amino acids)
Biological process (GO): proton transmembrane transport; intracellular potassium ion homeostasis; intracellular sodium ion homeostasis
Cellular component (GO): membrane
Molecular function (GO): P-type sodium:potassium-exchanging transporter activity; ATP binding; ATP hydrolysis activity
Source: RefSeq, a predicted model, not a curated record
GAGCCCGGCUGAUGCCCAGCCGCGCUAUCGGCAUAGACUGCGUAGAGGGGGCAAGAGCGGCGCCCCGCCGAGGCCGCUUGCCGGGCGCGUAAACUCGGCUCUAGUACGUAAACCGACGCGAGGUUUGCGCGUCGUGACGUCACCGAAUGCCACGUUAGACGGCGAGGCGAGAGAGCGUCAUCUUUUCGUGACACUAAGUAGUAGAGACCGGGCCGCGUUAUCGAGAGGUUCGUUGCUCCAGAAGAGUCUCGAACGGAGACGCAAGGUGUGCCGUGCCAGCACGACUCGCAGAGGCCAACGGGGACCCGGCCGACGGCCAUACUGUUGACAAGAUGGCGAUCAAGGGAAACCUAGCGACCGAGCAUGGCCGCUCCGAUUCGUACAGGGUCGCCACGUUGCCCAACAUUCGCGAUGACAACAAAACCGCCGACGGAAUGUACAAGUCGCGGCGGAAGAACCCAAAGCGGAGGGGGGACAACUUGGACGACUUGAAGCAGGAGUUGGACAUCGACUUCCACAAAAUCUCCGCGGAGGAGCUCUACCAGCGAUUCCAGACACACCCUACAAACGGCCUUAGCCACGCGAAAGCAAAGGAGAACUUCGAGAGGGACGGGCCGAACGCGCUGACGCCUCCGAAGCAGACGCCAGAAUGGGUCAAGUUCUGCAAGAACCUCUUCGGGGGCUUCGCUCUCCUCCUGUGGAUCGGCGCGAUCCUCUGCUUCAUCGCGUACUCGAUCCAAGCCACGACGAGCGAGGACCCGAACGACGACAACCUGUACCUGGGCAUCGUCCUGGCGGCGGUGGUGAUAGUGACGGGCAUCUUCUCCUACUACCAGGAGAGCAAGUCCAGUAAGAUCAUGGAAUCGUUCAAGAACAUGGUGCCGCAAUUUGCGACCGUCUUGAGGGAGGGCGAGAAGCUGAACCUGAGGGCGGAAGAGCUGGUCCUGGGCGACGUGGUCGAGGUCAAGUUCGGCGACCGGAUCCCGGCCGACAUCCGGAUCAUCGAGUCGCAGGGCUUCAAGGUCGACAACAGCUCGCUGACCGGGGAGUCCGAGCCCCAAUCGAGGUCUCCGGAAUUCACGAACGAGAACCCCCUGGAGACGAAGAACUUGGCAUUCUUCUCGACGAACGCGGUCGAGGGCACGGCCAAGGGCGUCGUGAUCUGCUGCGGCGACAACACGGUCAUGGGCAGGAUCGCCGGUCUGGCCUCCGGCCUGGACACCGGCGAGACCCCCAUCGCCAAGGAGAUCCACCAUUUCAUCCACCUCAUCACCGGCGUCGCGGUCUUCCUCGGAGUGACCUUCUUCGUCAUCGCCUUCAUCCUCGGCUACCACUGGCUCGACGCGGUCAUCUUCCUCAUCGGUAUCAUCGUGGCUAACGUGCCGGAAGGUCUGCUGGCCACCGUCACGGUGUGCCUUACCCUCACCGCCAAGAGGAUGGCCUCCAAAAACUGCCUGGUCAAGAACCUCGAGGCCGUCGAGACUCUCGGCUCCACCUCGACCAUCUGCUCCGACAAGACCGGGACCCUGACACAGAACAGGAUGACGGUGGCUCACAUGUGGUUCGAUAACCAGAUCAUCGAGGCCGACACCACGGAGGACCAGUCCGGAGUCCAGUACGACCGAACCAGUCCUGGAUUCAAGGCCCUCGCCAAGAUCGCCACCCUCUGCAACCGAGCCGAGUUCAAGCAAGGUCAAGAGAAGAAGCCGAUCCUGAACAGGGAGGUGAACGGAGAUGCGUCCGAAGCUGCGCUUCUGAAGUGCAUGGAACUUGCCCUCGGUGACGUGAUGGGCGUCAGGAAGCGCAACAAGAAGGUCUGCGAAAUUCCGUUCAACUCGACCAAUAAGUAUCAGGUCUCCAUCCACGAGUCCGACGACCCCAAAGACCCUCGACACCUUCUGGUGAUGAAGGGCGCCCCCGAGAGGAUCCUGGACCGGUGCUCGACCAUCUUCAUAGGUGGAAAGGAGAAAGUCCUCGACGAGGAGAUGAAGGAGGCCUUCAACAACGCUUACCUCGAGCUCGGUGGUCUCGGGGAGCGUGUCCUCGGGUUCUGCGACUUCACCUUACCAUCCGACAAGUUCCCCGUUGGGUACAAGUUCAACUGCGACGACCCCAACUUCCCAGUUGAAGGUCUCCGCUUUGUGGGUCUCAUGUCCAUGAUCGACCCGCCCAGGGCUGCGGUGCCGGAUGCGGUGGCCAAAUGCCGAUCCGCUGGUAUCAAGGUCAUCAUGGUCACCGGCGACCACCCUAUCACUGCCAAAGCCAUUGCCAAAUCCGUCGGCAUUAUCUCUGAAGGUAAUGAAACUAUCGAAGACAUCGCCCAGCGCCUGAACAUACCUGUAUCCGAGGUGAACCCCCGCGAAGCCAAGGCUGCCGUGAUCCACGGAACCGAACUCAGGGAACUCAACUCCGAUCAGCUGGACGAGAUUCUCAGGUAUCAUACCGAAAUUGUGUUCGCCCGAACCUCGCCCCAGCAGAAGCUCAUCAUCGUCGAGGGGUGUCAGCGUAUGGGUGCCAUCGUGGCUGUAACCGGCGACGGUGUGAACGAUUCCCCGGCCUUGAAAAAGGCGGACAUCGGAGUCGCCAUGGGUAUCGCCGGGUCAGACGUCUCGAAGCAAGCUGCCGACAUGAUUCUGCUGGACGACAAUUUCGCCUCGAUCGUCACCGGUGUCGAGGAGGGACGUCUAAUUUUCGAUAACCUGAAGAAGUCCAUCGCCUAUACCCUCACGUCCAACAUACCGGAGAUCUCGCCUUUCCUGGCUUUCAUCUUGUGCGACAUCCCUCUGCCGCUCGGUACCGUUACCAUUCUCUGCAUCGAUCUGGGAACCGACAUGGUGCCGGCCAUCUCACUAGCCUACGAGGCACCGGAGUCCGACAUUAUGAAACGGCAGCCCCGCGAUCCUUACAGAGACAAUCUUGUUAACCGAAGGCUUAUCUCCAUGGCGUACGGACAAAUUGGCAUGAUCCAGGCCGCUGCUGGGUUCUUCGUGUACUUCGUCAUCAUGGCUGAAAACGGCUUCCUCCCGAUGACCCUCUUCGGCAUCAGGAAGCAAUGGGACUCCAAGGCCAUCAACGAUCUUACCGACAGCUACGGCCAGGAAUGGACAUUCAGAGACCGUAAGACGCUAGAGUUCACAUGUCACACGGCAUUCUUCGUAUCCAUCGUCAUUGUACAGUGGGCGGAUUUGAUCGUCUGCAAGACUCGCCGCAACUCCAUCCUCCACCAGGGAAUGAGGAACUGGGCCCUGAACUUCGGUCUGGUCUUCGAAACGGCCCUCGCCGCGUUCCUAAGUUACACCCCGGGCAUGGACAAAGGUCUUCGCAUGUUCCCGCUCAAAUUCGUCUGGUGGCUGCCCGCCAUCCCGUUCAUGUUGGCCAUCUUCAUCUACGAUGAGACGAGACGAUUCUACCUCCGCCGGAACCCCGGUGGCUGGCUCGAGCAAGAAACUUACUACUAGACACACGACACGAAACACGCCGUAUACCCACGCAGAAGAACACACCCCCAAAAGUCACUCUCUCUCACACACACACGUUUAACAUACGGGGCGUGCUACUGGGUCUAUCCGUACUGUCGCGUGGAUGGUCGGCGGACAUUAAUUAGCCGAGUCGCUUGGCAUUAGGUAUAUUAUCGCAUCGAAUCGAGCGACCUCGUCGUCGCCGUGGCUACAGGCUGCGAAGUGGUCGACGUGGGGCGACGGGGCCCAGGGUACGUCAGGACUCUCGCGCGUUUAUCUGACACUGUGUGUGACGUAUCAGGCACCGCCACGGUCCCCGUAGUCCGCGUGGACGCUCGCCCGAGCGUCGGCCCGAGGAGGAACGUCGACCCAAGGGAGACGCUCCCCCGGGUGGAGGUCCCAAGCCGGAAGUUCCGUCCCUCGGAAUUAGUUUUGAGAGCCGGCACUCGAAGAAGCGGAGCUGGACGCGGAGUCGGAGGCGAACCUGGAAGCGGAGCUGGACGCGGAGCUGGAAGCGAAACUGGAAGCGAGGCCGGAAGCGAAGCCGGAAGCGCAGCCGGAAGCAAAUUGGAAAACGAGCAGCAGGACCGGACAAGGACGGAACGGAUCAGAAUUGGAACGGGACGCGUCGAGGUGUGAAAUCUUCGGACGGGCCUAAAAAUGCGGUUUCAACGAGGGGACGCGUCGCGACAAAAAGGUCGCGUCGUGCCGGAAGGCGAGAGCGAAAAAGAGAGAGAGGGACACAGAUGUAUCUAGGUAGAGCGAAUCCAGAGUAGGAUGACGAGGGGGUCGGAGGGGGAUUGACGAAGGAGGUGCGGAUGCGCAAAGGCGAGGCGGAGAUCGCCGGGAUUAUGGAGGCAGAUCAUGUAGGCGUCUUGUGAUAACAAGAAAUCUUCGUAGCAACCUAUUAAUCAUCGAUCGGUAGAGAAUCCAGUACGCUAGAUUGGCACGCCCUAGGCUAAAUAAAUGGUGGACCCAGGAUAAUAAAAGAGCGUAAAUAACGGUUAAUAUGCUAAACAACGUAAGCGCUACUACGAAAGCGAGGAGCGGAGAGGAAAUAAGAUAAAUAAAAGAACAAAAAAAUACCUAAAAAACACAGUAUAUAGACGUCUCGUGACACCAAGAAAUCUUCAUAGAACAACCUAUUAAUUAUAAUUCUAACGACGAGGAGGAACCAGUACGCUAGAUUGGCACGCCCUAGUUAAAAGAAACGUAAGAAGACAACAAAAAAAAAAAUAUACGAUGAAGUUAUUAUUAAAGGAUAUUAAAAACAGGAGGGGAGAGAAAAAAAAAAGUAACACAGACACACACACGUAACUAAUUGAGAUAAAGAAACGCGUUUGCAGUAUUCAUUAUUAUUAUUAUGGAUAAUCGUUCGGUUCCAGUCUUACUCGAGUAGCUACGGUCAGGUCGCAUCGCGUUAUAUACUUCAGUAGUGGAGUUCUCGGGGAAGAUCACCGGAAAGGAGGAACGGAAACACGGGAUGGGAGCCACGAGGCCACAAGGACAGAGCACGUUUGGCAGAUUCCGAGAGAGAGAGAGAGGGAGGCAGGCGAGGAAAAGGCGUGGGUCGGGGGUGGAACGUCGAGCCGAUCGACCGGACCGGAUAUCAGCGGACACCGUCCGAGGAAGAUCCUGACCGAUGACCGUCGCGUCCUCGUCGCGACGAGAGCCGGCCCUGGAUAGGAAAGACCGCGUCGAAGUUCUCUCCUGGCCAGGAUCCAAGGGAGAGGACGACGUCAGGGAGCAGGGCGCACCACAUUCCGAGGCUGACGGAUUCGAGGAGACGGAUGAAAGAAUCAAUAAACAACCAAACAUGUUAUUAACGCUAAUAAAGAUUUUACGAUAACGAAAGAAAAAAGAAACAGGAGAGAGGGAGGAAGGGAGCGAGGAGGAGCAAAAGCGAGAUGCCUGACUCCACGGAGUUCGAGGAGAGCACGAAGCGGCGAUGGGACGAGGUUGUUGGGGACUGGGUGGGUGGGGAGGGUGGGGCAAAAGUAACACAUUCUUACGUAGGUGAACUAAAGAGUAAACGGUAAAACAUCCAUUCUCUUAGGUUUCUUUUCAUAGGUUAAAAGCGCCCAGCGGGCCAGAGCUCGCUAGAAAUCAUUAUCGAGCCCCGGAGCGCCGAACGCCCUGUUCUCAACCCGAGGCCGGGGGUCCCAGGGGACGAGCCGCGCGUUCACCCAUCCGGGCGUACACCCACACACGCGAGACGUACACGAGACGCUCUCGAAGAGAUACACCCGAGACUCGACUUAAUAAUGCCUGCCACGCGACUUUUGGGGCCAGGACGAGCGGAGGACGAGCAGGGGAAGGAGCGAGCCUGCGGAGAGAGUCCGGUCGGCCGUAGAGCCACCCUCGAGCGGACGGAUCCACCAAGGUCUCCCACCGUGAAUCCACCGGAAGCGUUCGAUCCACGGCCGGCCAAGUCCCUACUCUCGCGGCCCCCGGGUCCACCCGGGGGCGCGCGCGGUGGUUCGCGGUGGGACAAUCGGCAGCGGGGGACGCCGGGGUCGACCGCAGGCGACAGGCCCAAAAACUACCCAAAGUGUUCAUUAUCCGAGACACGUCCUCGAGGUGUCAUCGCACGUGCGCGCGCGUCAGAGAUUCACGUCCUUCCGUCGCCCGUCUACCCGUCGGACGGACCGCGGGCCCGCGAGGCCCCGAGGUCGCCUCGAGAUAUGUUCCCUUUGUUUUCGGCGACCCGGGACCCGGCGGGAUCCGAACCCGCGGCAGCGAGGAGACCGGGGGCGCGACCUCCCCGCCGAGGAAGCGCCGUCGGUCCGGCGCAGUCCCGAGCGAUCCCGGAUACCUCGGGCUUCCGCUAGCUUUCUUCUCGUGCGUGCCUAGAGAGAGGUGUCGGAGGGAGGGGACCGGUACCCCUGAAACAGGGAACGGGGGGGAUCGACCCUCGAGCGGGCGAGGUUGUCUACAGGGUGUUCCGUGCCGGGGGACGUAGGAGCCCAAAAUGCUUUGCCGUCGUGCGCCGCCUCUCACUUUAGGCUAAUUAUUUAAAUAUUAAUGAUAUAAUAUAAUAUAAUAAUAAUGAUAAUAUAAUACAUGUUACAGUAAGAUAUUAUUAGAUGUAAUUAUUAUAUAUGGUUAGUCUAGAUCGUGUUGUUGAUGAAAAAAAAAGCAAACAAACUACGUAUAAGCGAGAACAAAAAAGAGGGGGAGAGAGAGAGAGAGAAAGAGAGAGUGAGUGAGAGAGAGGGGGGAGGGAAAGGACGAAGGGCAACACGGCGAGGGGAAUCUCGGUCUAAGACCACGCGGCGGACUGAGCGGGACUGCACGCACGCGUGGGUCGACGCAUCGGCCGCGAGGCGCGUAUCGAAGUCGACGAGAGACGCCGCGACCGUCCUCCCUGGGGGGCGGGGCGCGAAUGCGGGCGCGAGGCGAGCGUCCCCCUCGCGGAGCGUCUCGGCGACGGGCCCUCUCUCCGUUGCCUUCGAAUUUACGCGGGGCCGAGCGGCCGACGUCAAGGAAUUAGGAUGGAGAGCGAGCGAACUGGGGGAAGGAAGGAAGGAGAGAGUGGGAGAGAGAGAAAGAACGAGAGGGUGACGAGGAGAGAGACUAGGGCGAGGACGGCCUCCGCGGAAAUUCAGUCGGAUCUACGAACGGGAGGGUGAGAGAGGAAUCGAGAGCGUGAGCGAGAGAAAGGGAGAAGAAAAGUGGGCGCGCGUCGGGUGCAUGUGAAAGGGAGAGAAAGAAAGGGUGCGAGGGAUGAGCGAGAGAGAGAAAGAAGACGAGAGCUCCGUGGUGUCACGAGAACGAAGGGUAGACGUCGGACCCUGCGCAGCCCGCCAUACAUGACAGAAUCAUUGAAUGAUUAAAAUAAAAAAUUGAAUAAUGUUUUAUUAAUAUUGUACAUAUUUUAAAUAAUUGAUGAUGGACAGACAGAUCGCGCGUAACCGGGAGACCCGCGAAGGCGCUCUACUUAAGAAGACCGCCUUUGGGAUUCACGGGGUCCCUACUCUUUCUUGUGUUUUUCGUUUAGCGCAACUUAACACGUAUACACCCCCGCAGUGCACGCGUAUCGAGCCGCACGCAGGAUUCAUGCGCGAGCACUCGACGCGUACGUACACCCGCCCACGCGAUUUGUCGUCGAAUUAUGCGCGCGCGUGCUCGCCGAUUAAUAUACAUACACCUACACGAGGAGACGAACACAUACCACUCACCGCUCUUACCUACUAUCUCUUAUACCUUCUGAUUGACGAUUCCUUUCGUAUGUUUAUCUGUAAGUUCUGUUUUCACCCGCGAAUACAUUAAGGAUGAAACGAGAGACAUUGUCCAACCCAAGUGUCAUUACUUUUGAUGUUAAAUAAAAAAUACAUAAUUAUUA